Messenger RNA from Micropterus dolomieu (smallmouth bass), 3299 nucleotides. RefSeq lists its product as uncharacterized. The coding region runs from base 859 to 3072 and encodes 737 amino acids. Lineage: Eukaryota; Metazoa; Chordata; Actinopteri; Centrarchiformes; Centrarchidae. The record is from RefSeq and is a predicted model, not a curated record. The transcript has 8 exons.
AUAGCAGAAAUAGAAUAUUAAAUUACCAAUACUUUAUUUGUUGCCUUUUGAUGAGGUGGCUGUGCUUUUUCCUAUUCAACAAUAAUGUCAUAAUAAUAUAAUUUUUACCCUUUAAAUUAUAUACAUUUUAGGAUGGUUUAUGUGUUACGUAGUCUUUUUUUGUAUUUCGGUGCCAGUGCAAGAAGUGAUCACGAAUAACAGCUGGUGGUAGGUGGAAGUGGUUAUUGAUGAUUAUUGAUCAUAAUUGAUGAUUGUUUGUAUGGUGAAGGUCAGGUCAGGAGACAACACAGUAGGGUCUGUUACCAUGACGAUAACAGGACUGAUUUAUCCCCUUAUUAUUGGGCCAUAUCCAUUCAAUAAUUUAUUAAUUCACAGAUUCACUUUGUUCAUUUUCCUUUUCUUCUUCUUCUCCUUCCUUCAUCUCUCCCUCUGUCUCCAUCCUCUUCUGUCCCAAUGCCCUUCGUCCUUUGCUGUUUCUGUCUCUUUUUCUCUCUCUUCCUCCCUCAAUCCAUCUUCUUUCCUCCCUCUCCUCCUCGUUCACCUCCUUUCCCUCCAUCCGUCUCUUUCUCUCUCUUUCAGGUCAAUGAGAGGCAGCAACAGCUCAGUCUGAACAGCAGAUCCUCCCUCGUUCUCUCUCUCUCUCUCUCCAGUUUCUCCUUUACCUCGAUCUCCCCUUUUUUUCUCUCUAUCAUGCUCUCCUCACUUCCAUAUGUUAAAAAACAGUCGUCUUAUUUUAGCAACACUGCCUUCCUCCUCCUCUUCUUCCUCCUCUUCCUUCUCUCUUGCCCUCCUCUCUUCUGAGUUUUGACUCCCUCUCCUUUCACACACACACACACACACACACACACACACUGGAAAAUGAAGCGUGGGUCGAGUGUGUUGCAGCCUCCCUCUGAUGCAGCCAAACGACACACACACCCUGCAAACACACACACAAAGACAAACACCAGUGAUGGCGCUCGCUCGCUGAAUGUGCCCGACACACACGCUGAACACACACCGGAUGCACACGCCACAGGUUCGAGUCCCUUCCCAGCAGCCACCUCUCUCUUCAGCCCUGAUGUCAGCACCAAGAUGGCGUCCGACCUCCUCAUCCGGCUGUCAGAGGCCACCCAGAAGGCCCAGGUGCUUCCUGGGAGGCAAGCGGAGGCGGAGCCGCAGAGACGUGAGGCCCUGCCGGAGGUACGCGGUGGGCAGCAGGACGAGCCCGGCCUGGCUCUCUCACCGGACGGCCCCGGGGCGAGUCCUGAGCCUCCGUGCCUGUCACACACACCUGAUGGCACAGCUGCCACGGACACGCUGGCUUCAGACAUGCUGAGGAAGCUGGCAGAACGCCAGGAGGUGAACAGCCAUGUGGUGAGGGUCAAAGAAGAAGAAGAGCCAAUGGAGGUCGACACAUUGGUUGUCUCUGACCUUGUCCAUAAUCGACCAGUCACAAAAGAGAUAACCCCACCUUCCCCUAAGGUGGCGAGCCGGCAUCUCUUCAGCAUAAAAACAGAACACCAGGGUCUCAGUGGCAACAAGAUGGCAGAGCAGUUGCACCUCGGAGCCAAAAUGGCAGACCAGUGUCUCCACAGCCUUAAAAUAGAAGACAGAUUUUAUACUGGAGGCUGCCAGCCCGGCUCUAAGACGGCGGACAGCGUUGUCUCUGGGGCCAACAACUUUCAGUUCAGAGUGAAAAUGGAGGAUCAUGGCGCCACCGCAACCAAGAUGGCGGACCAGCUUCUCUUUAGAGCAAAUAUUGCAGAGCAGCCUUUCUCUGCUGCCAAGAUGAGCAACAAGAUUCUCUCUGGAGUCAAGAUGGAGGACCAGUUUCCUGCAGGAGCUAAGCUCGAAAACCCCCUUCUCUUAGGGACCAAAAAGGAGAACUGGCUUCUCCCUGGAGCCAAGAUGGCAGACCAUGUUUUCUCAGGAGUGAAGACAGAAGAGCAGCUCUUCUUUGGAGCCAAGAUGGAAGAUCAGUUCACCUCUGGAGCCAAGAUGGCCGAUCAGUGCCUCAGAGCCGUGCUGUGGCAGGACAUGUCCGUGAACCUAGCGUCCACUCUGCUGCACCAGCUGUCAGAGAGGGUCAGUAAAUCCAACAGUCGGCUGGGGGAGAGGACGACUCCGCCCAUCAGAAGCAGUCCUGUUUUGAAGGUGAAUGUGGACUCUUCAUCGCUUCUGAGCUCCCAGGAUCCUCCACAUGAAACCCAAAGCAGCCUCAGCAGAGAUCAAACCACAGGUUGCUCUUACUUCUACAGGUGUCAUGUGUGCGGUUUUGAGACGGACAGGCGUGCCCUUUUCCACAGUCACAUGACAGAACACCGCCAAUGGGAGCACGGCUCCUUCUCGCUGCACUGCAGCGUGUGCGACCACUCGACCAAUCAGGAGGCAGAGAUGAGGGCUCACGCCAGCACGCACUUGAAUGGGAACACGGGAGCCAGCGGAGAUGUGAGAUGCCCCGCCACCCCUCCUGCCGCCUCCACUGCCUCAAGCAGCGCUCCGUCAGUUGCUAUGGCAACCCAGCCGGAGAACAGCGCCUCUGAGCACCGCUGCCGCAUCUGCCAGAGGUCGUUUCCAGGGCAACAGGAGCUGUUGGUUCACUUCCAGGGUCACCGCCAAGGCAACCAGUACCGGUGCGACCGGUGUGGCCACCUGACGCGGACAGCCAAUAAGCUGGUAGAGCACGUGCGCGUGCACACAGGGGAGCGGCCGUUCACGUGCGACCUUUGCCCCUACAGCGCCAAGCGGAGGGACAGUCUGCGCCUCCACUGCAAGGUCAAACACCCAGGCGACGUGCACACGCACCGGUCAUACGUGCACGGAGACAAUCAGCGUUCAAGCAAACACGUACAGCGGCUGCACACGCCGGCGAACACACACACUGCUGCACCCUCCUCCUCCUCUCUUCCUCCUCUUCAUCCCUCACUCUCUGACCGGGCAGGGUGGAGGGAUUUGUCUCCUCUCCUCCCCAUCACGACGCUCAUUUCUCUGAAACCACGCUCUCCUCCAUCUUCCUCCUCCUCCUCCUCUUUGUCGUCAUCCACCAAACACUCCUUUCUCGGUUACCUUGGUCUGACGACUCCUGUGUAAAUGCUUUUUCCCCCCUUUUCUCCUCCUCCUCCUCCUCUUCCUCUCCUGACCUUGUCUUCUCUCCCCUUCUCUCUUCUCCUCUCCUGAUCUUGUUUCUUUCCUCUCAUCUUUUCUUCUCUCCUUGUUUCCUUACAUCUCUAUUCCUCUCCUCUUUUUCUCUCCCAUCCCUGUUUCUUCUCCUCUCCUCUUCUCUCCUUUCCUCUCAUCCUCCUCACAGUUCAUUAUUA